AUGUCCGAAGCCCGUGUCCAACAGGCUUCAGACGAUGGCUUCCCGUCACCUCAGCUACUCUGCCCAGUCUCAUCUCCACUCGGUACUGUGUGUUCUCCACCCUAACCUACCCCCUUUUCCCUCUAUUUUACACAGGUCUUCGACAUUCGCCAGUGCUAUGAACAAAUGAAACAACUGGCGCACAUGGCGCAGGCGGCAGCAGUUCGCCAGGCCGCUGCCGUGGUCGGAUCAAUGCCCACUGCGUCCGCUGCUGCUGCUGCUGCAGCUGCUGCUGCGGUCCUGCCAGGCGCCGGUGACCCCACCACCUCCAGCAUGCUGAGCACCUGUGAAGCCGCCGGUGUCGGAGUGGACGAUCUGCGCCGUCUCUGCAUGCUGCGUUUGAGCUUUGUGAAGGGUUGGGGACCCGACUACCCUCGCCACAACAUCAAAGAGACACCCUGUUGGAUUGAGAUUCAACUUCAUAGGUGAGCGUCGGACGGGGGGUGGGGCGGGCGGCGGGAGGGGAGAUGGGAUUGUUAUGUGACUGCUUCACUACGCAUAUUAAGUUAGAAACGGUCACUCCAUGCCAGUAUUUCCCCACCCUUGACCGAGGGCUUUGUAGUCAGCAAAGGGGAGAUAGAGGGGAGACAGUAGCGCUGAGGCGUCGAUGCCAACCAAUUGCCAUCUCGACCACAGAUUUCAAUCCAUCAGAACCCGAUCUAGGGCGGCGGAUUCAUGUGAACACGUCUGGUAAGCCAGUGUCUGGGGCACUGGUCAAGGUGCGUUACACAUGCAUGUCACACCUCCACCAAGCCCACUCUACGACACAGUACACGUGCAUACACGAUAGUAAGCACUUAAAUAUCAAGCAGCGAUUGCUGCAUUGUCACAGCCCCCAACCCCUGUUCGUGCUCAGACUGUCCUCACGUAUUCAGACAUUGAGAAUGGGCCUUGCGUUUAUAUGCGCAUACAUUAGCAGUGCAAUGGUCAAUGCGAAAUUUGGUUGUGACGUUUGCAGACGUCGGUGGCCGUGGGUAGACAGCAAUUUGUGCGUGCGUGCGUGCGUGCGUGCGUGCAUGUAUGCGCCUGGCUCACGUCACAUCGACCACUGCGCGCAGUAUGAUCUUCAGUCGGCAGGACGAGAGGAGCACGCCCAAUAACAUCUUCGGUAAGCGCACUUCUGACAGGACGAUGGGUCCGUGGCCUUGUGGCCGAAUACCACCAGUACUACUACCACCACUACUACUACUAUCACUACUACUAUCACUACUACUACUACCACUACUACUACCAAUACUAAUACUAUCACUACUACUACUACGCGCAGUAUGAUCUUCAGUCGGCAGGACGGGAGGAGCACGUCCAGUAACCUGAUUGUUAACCGUUCUUCGGUCAGGAUGACCAGUCCGUGGCUUUGUGGCCGAAUACCAUCACCACCAUCAUCACCAUCACCACCACCAUCACCACCACCACCACCACUACUACUACUACUACUCAAUUACUUCGGAACCUUCGUUUAGAUCCCACGCAAUGGAGACCUAGGUUUGGGCAUGGUUUGCCGAGGAGGGCUAAUAAACUUGACAUGGACACUCCGGCCCCCCUUGUUGCGAAUGCCUACGAGCCCCAAAUCUUAACAGGGCGAGUAGAUCCCUUGGCGCAAUCGGUGAGCGUCCUCCGGCAUACUUAAUAUACUCGAUGGCUACCGCCAGGACCACGAACCCGUGGGUCGAUGGUCUAAACGUUGGUCUUCUAACCAACAAGACGCGGGUUCGGACCUUGGAAUGGCCAUUUUGGUCUCCCUUAUCUUAUCGGUAUACAUUCGGCAGAUUGGCGCUCACUCGCCCCGUUGUGCUAUGGGGCUCUCUCUCUCUCUCGAGCUCCGUCAGCGGCAGCAGCAGAAUAGCAUUACCGAGCCCGUGGCUCAGUGGUUAGAGGCGUUAAACUUCCAACCUACAGAUUGAGUGAUCUAGCCUCGGGGAUUGCGCACUUCAGGGUUGAGUAUGCCUGGCUGACGACGGCUUAUAAGCCAGAAAUUACCAUUUCAGUUUCCCUUGUCUUUGUCGGUAAUGCCAUUCUGCCUAUAAAGAAUAGUCCUAAUCACAACCAAACAGGACAACGGACCCGCAGCCCAAAGGUAGUGUUAAACCGAUAACCAAAGAUCCGGGGUUUGCAUGUCGAGUGAUCCAACGGCUGCUCCUUACCGACUCCCAUCCUGAACCGAAGUCCAUUCCGAGUCGAGACGACCAAAGGAGAGGUAGAACGCACUUCCUAAUGGAGCAAGAGGACCCACAUCUUGUGCCUGUCAUGCAUCCGUUCGGCACCCUUUAGGGUGUGACUCAAUGCAUGCUUUGAGGUCCAGACGGAAGCCAGAGACUCAUGGAUCAUGGGCCACAAAUUUACAGGGGAUUUGAAAAACUGGACUCAAAAUUUGGGUUGGCUGCGGAUGCAGAUGAAGUGUGACUGCUCACAUGCACACAAAACUGUGGAAGCGAGAGGGAGAGAGCGAGAGCGAGAGAGAGAGAGAGAGAGCAGGAAUCCGCUUUAUUUUGAAUUAUUAAAUUAUAAAUUCAAACUUUCCAGCAUAAAUGGGUUCCAUUCACUGUGGACACAUAAUAACUUAACAAAUUAAUUUAGGAGUCAAACGUUUUGCACAAAAAGGAACGACUAUUAUGGGGACAGUUUUAGUCUUAGUUUCUGCAUUUCUGUCUCUUCACACGCCAUAUAGUGCUCCAGGAAUGGCAAUACUGAAUGUUGAAAUGCCGGCCAAAGGUAUCGGAAAUGCCGUCUUAGGGACAGGUGGGCAGGCGGGAGGUCGGUGUAGGCGGUUAACGAAAGUAUUUCCACUACCCCACGACUGAAUUUGAUCCCCAUUAAACCAUUGAAUUUAGAAAGGGAAUUCCUGCCAUCCUUCAUUAACAGUCUACUGCAGAGUCUACCUUCGCUGUCCUGUAGAUCACUUUAUAUCUAGACGAUUUUCUUUUUCGGUUGAAUCUGAAUUUCUUAUUUUUAUAGUCAGAUGUCUUCACUAUCGUCUAACAACAAUAGCGUAUUUAUCCUUCAGAGUAUAUCACCGGACCUUGAAGUUUAAAAGUAAAAUUUAUGUUCGGUAGGAGACUACGCAACCAUUAAAUCGAUUCGGCAGAUUCGCAAGUGAAUCGUCACCGUAAGUGCACGGGUUAUAAUCCUCUCGGGGGGUUCGUUUAUCAUUGAAAAUUUUGCCCUUUUGCAAACCCUUCCUUCACAAGCGAUGCUUAAACUGAUAGGUUAAAACAAGCCAAUUAGUCGCAUGCGCAGCAGACGUAAUCGGAACGUAGGUUGUAAAUCAACCGAGUUGGUAUACGGGUGGUUAAAUUUGUCUAGCCUGGGUAUGCUGAUAUGCAGUUAGGGAGGCCACGAUAAUUUUGCAGGGGCGUAUAGUGGUCAACGAGGGAUAUAAUACCGGACACUCUUAUUUUGCAGAGACGUAAAAAGUGGUAUUCAUCCCCCUAGGAGAAGUCGCACCAGAAGUAGUUUGCAAUCGAACAGUUCCUGUUCCGAAACAUCCAGCGGACAGAAAGGUACGAUUGGCGGUCUAGUUCAUGAAAAAACUAACUGAAAUUGGAAAUCAUAAUCAAGAUUAAAAAUAAGUAUUUCAGUUGUGUUAGAAUAUUGGUUGUCAUGCAGUUCAAUUUCAAGGAUGCCGGCAUUUGAAUGUGUAUCUCCUCAACCGCCUACAGUUAAUACUAAAGUAAACGGACUUCUUUUACCGCUUUUUGAUGCCAUAAUCAAUCCAAAAGAAAUCGGUGGAAGAUAUGCACAAAAACACUGCUGUUAUUCGCAUCUUGUAGUAAACUACAUCUUCGAAUUUCCUAUCCGAAUUAAGUUCAUGAAAAGUUUGCAACUAUGAGCUUUUUUAAGACCGUGGAAUGUUUUUUUCGAAUCGUAUCUGUCCCACUAGUGAUACUUUUUGAAGUAAACAACGUGACCAUAUUCUCCGAAAGGUUGUUUGAUGCCUACAUCGGAUCUUCUGAUGUGUGAUUUUUCUUAAACGGGAGAUGUACAGUUUGUGCAUUGGAAAACUGCAAAAUUGCAAUAGCUGGCCUGCCUCAAAAGCAUUACAGGAUUGAAAAAGUUUUCCCGUGGUGGAAAACAUUCUUUCUUCGAGUGGGACAGUUGGAAGACUAGCUUAUCACAGAAUUCGCACAAAAAAGCUAUUUUAGUACGUAAUUCACAUGAAAUACUUUUGUACUGAUAAACGCAUGGAAAACCGACGAAACACGCUCAUUUUGCUUAAGUACUAAAAUGUUAACUGGACGAGCAUUUUGCGGACGACUGGAAUUACGUGAAUCCAGACGUCGGCAUCUUGGUGUGGUUAUAGUAUUUUUAAUUUAUACCGCCUACUAGUCAGUAUCCCAACUGCACCCAAAUAAUCUAUCCUAACCCCGACCAUCGUACGGAAUCCAUGUUAGUCCUUCAUGAGCUACGUUGCGAUGGCGCGAUUGUCUGAUAGUUGAAUUUAUCCGCCUGCGCCCUUCCCCGUCUCUGGUCUCCUUGACACCGUCCUGAUACCGGACCCAAUUGGUGGGGAGUGAGUGUGGUGGGCGCUGCGAAAGUCUGAUAUCAUUACAAACAAAUUCAUAUGCAAGUCACUGUGCCUGCUCUCAUCUUGCAGUGGAGCACACGCUGGGCAUCGUCGCAUGCGACGGCCGAACUAUCGUCGUCGCCGCGUUACGUCACGACCCAACUUCAUGAAAACGAUGACAAGAAACUAAAUCCGUGAGGCACGCUUAAUACCGACGACUUGCGCUUCUGAGUGAUGAGACACCCCAUCGAAGGUCAGCAUGGAGCUUUUCGAGCUGGCCGGCGGUGCAGUAGUGGUUCUAACAUGACCCCAUGUUUCAUGCACUUCACGGCAAACUGCAAAAUUCAAACUUGUCGAAACGGGUAGCGUUGGCGUGCAGGGCCUCAAGUCUGCGCCGUCUCGCUCAUAAUUUUUAUUGAUAAGUUACUGAGAGGCCGCAUCCUCGCGAGCCUUCCUCAGCCUAUGCACAGCAUUGGUGUCACGACACCUUGCGAGUUGGGAUUGGAUGGUUCCGUUCGGGUCUCAAGGAACGUAAGCGCCUGCUAUCCAGUGAUCAGCAAAUCAUGGCCCUAGCAGCCGGUUAUGCGCUGGCAUCCCUCUGACACCAGCUUCCCUGCCGGGAGAUGCGCUUGCGCUCCCGCUGGGUAUGCAGGUCGUGAGCAUGGCUGCCCCUGUCAGCCUAGUUGUCUUUCUGACCCAUUUUGUUGUCGUUGCUUAAAAUCUUGGUCAGGUGUCUGUCGUGGGCCAGGGGGUGUGGAGUGGAGCGCCAAGGUGCCGGCUCGACCAUGACGGCCACCUGCGCCCUCCCCCGCCUCCGCUUUUCUUCACUAUGUCUUGACACCGGGUCCAAGUGGGGGGAGGGAAGAGCGCGGUUGAUGCAGCGCAAGUCUACUCUCACUAUAAACUAAUUAAGGUGCAAGUCGCCUUGCCUGCUUUCACCUUGCUGUGGAGCACAUAGUGUGGACAUCAUCGGGCACAACGGUCGAACUGUCGGGUGGUACCGGCUGACCUCACAUCUCAGUCCGCUGCACUGCGAGCUAGGCAGUACACUGGCUCCUCCACAAAGCGGCUAUGCGCGGCACAUCACACCUGUCUGGAAUCGCAUAAGGAAAAUCAUAUCUUCCUCUGUGCCUUUAAGAAGAUGCCACAUAUAAUUCAUGAAAUUUUGCAAUGGAUCCGGACCGUGUUGUACGUUUCAUGAGGAGGAUUAGUAAACGGGCAUGUGCGGUCUUGCAUGUAUGGACAUCGCACGGUCUUCAAAAUCUCAUAAAUAUAAACUUUUUAAAACCUAAAUAUAAACUUUCUUCGUGCAUAAAAUGUGAAGACAAUGUGAUUUCCUACGAAAUUAGCAAAAGAAAGAGUAUUUUUGUGCAUGUUUUCUGUAAAAUAUAUUUUAAUUUAUAAGACUACCGAAACUUAAUAGGAAAAAUGCAUGCUAUUUAAGUAGUCAUUUUUUACCGAGUGUGGUUUCUGCAGGAGGUCAAAAAGAAGUGCACUUAAAAGCCGAUAUGCUGGCGAGUCCGAAAUGUUAUAGGGUUAUGCUUCAUGGUAAUCAGUAUAACAACCCAACUUAAGUAAUCCUUCCUAAUCGGAAACGCAUUCCAGAAUUCUGGCCAACAUUUCAUGAGAUCGGUUACGCACUGUAGGUUGGAAGAGGCUACUGCGCUCAGGCCCGUCUCCAGUCCAGUCCGCCUCCUCCUCCUGCUAUUUUAACCCGACCAGUGAGAGAGGACGAAAUGGCCUGGAUGCUGUUCAAGUCAUCCACUUACAGGCCACAAUCUCCCCCUACUGAAGGUGGUUACCAUGGCUUCCGCCUUCUCAAAGCGACAAGGGUCAGCGCUAUUUCGCAACACUCGGCGUGAAGUCUGAGACACUGAAGUCUGCGAUGCUGGAGGAGCGUCUGAGGAUUCACCACGGGCUUCACGAAGAAACCGCGUUUGACAACCAACGACCAAGACUGCCUACCCCCUCCGCAGCCAUGAAGCAGAGUUCCUGUCUCAUCGCAGACUUCCAAGGGGAGGUAGUGGCCCAUCGCGGACAGGCUAUUGAUUCUCUGGCCCGGAGUUCGCAUUCCCCGCACUGUCUUCAACGACAUGGUGCUGGAAAUGCGACAGUGUAA
Molecule: messenger RNA, 6659 nt
Organism: Spirometra erinaceieuropaei
Lineage: Eukaryota; Metazoa; Platyhelminthes; Cestoda; Diphyllobothriidea; Diphyllobothriidae
Source: the annotation of a GenBank genome assembly